AUGACAUCAGAUAACGGUACAAAUUUCGUUGGAGCCGAGAAGGAGUUGCACAUUGCAUUUCAACAGUGCAUGACUGAUAUUAAACUUCGCUCCUUCUUUGCGGAUUCGAAUAUCGAAUGGCGCUUUAAUCCACCGGCUGCACCCCAUAUGGGAGGUUACUGGGAGACUGGAGUCAAGCGUGUCAAGUAUCAUUUAAAACGCGUACUAGGAGAAGUUCCACUAUCAUACGAAGAGUUCAACACACUUUUGACUGAAAUAGAAGCUUGCGUAAACUCUCGCCCACUCUGUGAUAACUCUGAAACUGCUGGUGACUUAGAAGUUCUAACUCCCGGACAUUUCAUAGUCGGUGAACCGCUUAAGUCAAUACCGGAACCUGAGGGUCAAGAGUUUCGUGGAAAUCUUCGUCAGCGAUGGCAAGCAAUUUCUGUCAUGAGACAACAUUUCUGGCGUCGUUGGAGAGACGAGUACCUCGUGAGCUUACAACGUCACACCAAGUGGUUUCGUUCUUCACGCAACAUUGAAGAAGGGGAUGUGGUUGCUGUUUUCAACGAGCCUAAUCCUCCGACGAAGUGGACGCUUGCACGAGUGAUCAAAUACCAUCAUGGUACCGAUGGACGCGUAAGAGUAGUACCGUUGAAAACACAGCAUGGCGAAUUGGUUCGCCCUAUAGUCAAACUUUGCCUUUUGCCAAUGAAAGGAGAUUUAUUUCAUGAAGAAACUAAUAACUUAUCGUAA
Anastrepha obliqua is the source of this 735-nucleotide messenger RNA. RefSeq lists its product as uncharacterized. The coding region runs from base 1 to 735 and encodes 244 amino acids. Gene Ontology annotation, biological process: DNA integration. The transcript has a single exon. The record is from RefSeq and is a predicted model, not a curated record. NCBI's taxonomy places the organism in Eukaryota, Metazoa, Arthropoda, Insecta, Diptera, Tephritidae. Gene Ontology annotation, molecular function: nucleic acid binding.